AUGGUUCUACUGGGCAUCCUUUUGACUAAUAUUAUAGAUGCCCUGCCUGUACAGUGGCGUGAGUGGGCAGAGGGGAUGAUCAAGGCCGUCGGCGAAAAUCCGACAUACCAGAUCCAAAUGCAGGCCCACUUCCUGUGGUUCCUGUUGCUCUCGGGCCUCGUAGGCCUCCUCAUCCACGCCCGCAACGAAUACUGGUAA
This is a messenger RNA of Penicillium brevicompactum, 198 nucleotides long. RefSeq lists its product as uncharacterized. The record is from RefSeq and is a predicted model, not a curated record. The coding region runs from base 1 to 198 and encodes 65 amino acids. The transcript has a single exon. Lineage: Eukaryota; Fungi; Ascomycota; Eurotiomycetes; Eurotiales; Aspergillaceae.